AUGAUGGAAUUACAAGCUUUUAUUGGACUUUUAUUACCUGCUGGUUUAUUAGGAAAAUCGAAGAUAGACCUAAAAUGCUUAUGGCGAAGAAGUCCAUUAGAAUCUCCAAUAUUCAAAGCCACUAUGUCAAGAAGUCGUUUUCAAAAUAUUAUUUCUCGUUUAAGAUUCGAUGAUAAAAUAACAAGAGAAGAAAGAAAAAGAACAGAUAAAUUUACAGCAAUUCGUAAAAUCUGGUCAUAUUUCCAAGAUAAUUUACAAAUAUGUUAUACACCAGGAUCUAAUGUUACCAUUGAUGAACAGCUAUUAGGAUUUAGAGGAAAAUGUCCUUUUCGUCAAUUUAUGCCAAAGAAACCUGAUAAAUAUGGAUUAGAAUUUUGGUUAUGCGUUGAUGCAGACUCACGUUACGUAUUCAAUGCAUUUCCUUACAUUGGACGAAAACCGACUGAACAAAGACAAACACAGAUAGGUGCCAAAGUAGUUUUAGAAUUGCUCAAGCCACUUUAUGGUUCAAGCAGAAAUGUUACAAAUUGA
Molecule: messenger RNA, 531 nt
Organism: Rotaria sordida
Lineage: Eukaryota; Metazoa; Rotifera; Eurotatoria; Philodinida; Philodinidae
Source: the annotation of a GenBank genome assembly